This is a messenger RNA of Stegodyphus dumicola, 607 nucleotides long. Its product is annotated as crustacean hyperglycemic hormone-like. The record is from RefSeq and is a predicted model, not a curated record. NCBI's taxonomy places the organism in Eukaryota, Metazoa, Arthropoda, Arachnida, Araneae, Eresidae.
UAUGUUAUUCGUUCAAGACCUGAUUCACUUUAAAGAGAUGUUUGAAGUGCUGAAUUUAGCCUGAUUGACAAAGAAGAGCAGAAAGAAUUUGAAAGAGGGACAGCUUCCCAUUUCAGAGGAAAAAAGAAUGUCUAGCUUUCUAUGUUAAAAAAAAUGAAGAUUAUUUGCAUCGCUUUCUUCCUCUGCUUCGCGUCCUCUCUGUCUGCAACAGUCGACCACACGAAGAGGAGUUUCUCUGAUCUCGGCUGCAUGGGCGUCUACGAUAGGGCCAAGUUCGCUAGGUUGGACAGAGUUUGCGAAGAAUGCUACCAAUUGUUCAAGGAAUCAGAUGUCCACACAUCCUGCAGAUCCAACUGCUUCAAAAAUAAUUUCUUCACUCAGUGCGUGGAUGCUCUUUUGCUCCAGAAAGACCAACAACGAUUAGACAAUAUGGUGGAACAACUCUACGGCCGAUGACUUCUUUAAACGGUAUCGGUAACAGCAAGGAUCUCGAAAAAGCAGCUCUGUGAUUGAUGCCUUCCAGUAACUCCAGCCCUUAAAUAAAAAAAUAAAAUAAAAAAAAAAAACCUGUAUUCGUAUAAUAAUAAAACUCAUAUUAUGCUGAAAA